ACCACACCGUAGCACUCCACGAAGGACACGGCUCGACGGGACUUACAUUCUCAGUUGGAGUACGAAUUGAUUCUCCCCACUGUCUUUAGUCGCUUCUUCGCCCCCGCUUCCCCCCCAGCUGCCAUGUCAAAGACAACCAAAAUGACGCUGGAAGAACAGCAGAGGUUGGACAACUCUAUCACCAUCAUCAAGAACGAGAUCUACCAGAUGCGCAAAUGUCUUGAGUCCAAACACAAGUUUAUGGACUCUUUGAAGCAUGCCUCCAACUUCUUGAACGAAUUGAGGACAAGCAGCUUGAACCCAAAACAGUACUACGAGCUGUACAUCCUAAUCUAUGAUGGCUUGAACUAUUUAUCAAACUACCUCAAAGAUAACAAUAAAGAGUCUAACAACAACUACUUAAUUGACUUGUACGAGUUAGUGCAGUAUGCGGGGAAUAUCAUUCCAAGACUGUACUUGAUGAUCACUGUCGGUAGUGUCUAUAUGGGUCUUGAAGACGCUCCAAUCAAUGAGAUAUUGAACGACAUGUUGGAGAUGUGUAAAGGUGUUCAAAACCCAAUCCGUGGCCUUUUUUUACGCUAUUACUUGAUCCAAAAGACGAAGAGCUUUUUGAUUAACUUCGAAAACUCAAGCAACUUAGAUAAAGUCAUCAAUUUUAUUGUGGCGAAUUUCAUCGAGAUGAAUAAGCUAUGGGUCAGAUUGCAACACCAAGGCCAUUCUAGUGAAAGAGCCAGGAGGGUUGAGGAAAGAAAUGAGUUGAAAAUUCUUGUAGGGUCCAACUUAGUCAUGCUAAGCCAAUUGGAAAUGGUCUCCAAAGAGCUAUACAACGAAAAAAUCUUGCCUGAAAUCUUACAACAGAUUAUCAGAUGUAAAGAUACAAUUGCUCAAAACUAUCUACUGGACGUCAUCAUCCAGAUUUUCCCAGACAAUUUUCAGGUAUACAGCUUGCAAACCUUUUGUAAGGCUUUACUGCUGGUCAAUGAAGACGUAAGCAUCACAGACUUACUCAACUCUUUAAUCGAAAGGUUGAUCGAUUACAGGAAGAGAAACAGCACAGAGUCAUUGGGCGAUUUUUCUUUCUUGAAGACUUUCGUUGAGUUUAUUGAGAAUUUGAACCAGAACGACCCUGAGUUUAAUAUCAAGAAUUACUGCACCAUUUUAAACGGAAUUUUGAAACUAUCUUUGAUAUAUAGCAAGGAAGACGAUGAAGUGUUGGACAAUUUGAAUCUAAUAUACAAAUUAUCGAUUGAUAAGUUCAAUUUGAUCAAAGAUUCUUCCGAAGAAAUUGAUGAUUUUAGGAUCAUCUUGAAAUCGAUUGAAAAUUUCGAAGAUUUCAACAAUUUCUUCAAAAUUAAUGAUGAUAACUAUUUCAAGUUGUUCAACUUGCAGAGCCUUUCCAUUAAAAAGGAAAUUGGCACCUUAAUUUUGAACAACUUGAUUGACAACGAUAUCCGAAUCGACAAUUUGGAAAGUUUGCAAAUGGUUUUCAAAUAUCUGAACGAAUCGAUCCUAGUCAAGGAAGAUAAACAUCAGGUGAGCGAAACCAAGAGAGACCUCUUUGGCGAUAGUUCCACAGAUAAUAGUGCCAGCAAUGAACUGAUCGAAUUGGACAUAUAUCAUGAGUUCUUAAACAAAUUCUUACACUUAGUUUACAACAAGGAUUAUAAAGUGCAAUAUGCAUUACUAAACGAGUGUGAGGUUCACUUAUCGAAGGGAAACUAUUACAGGACAUACCCAACCUUGAUUUCGAUUUUAAUCAGAUUGAUCAGAAAGAGGAAUUUUGAGAAGGCUGAUAAGAAAGAACUAGUGAACAUGUUUAAUAGGAUUUCAAAACUGAUCAACAUGAUCAAAGACAAAAUGCCAAUCAAGGCCCUAAACUUGAAUUUGAACUGUGCGCAAAUUUCAAACGAGUGUCUCCUGAAUAACAUCAGUUAUGAGUUUUUUAUUGAAUCUUUCAUAAUAUACGAAGAGAUGAUAAUCGAGUCGAAAAUCCAAAUCCAGUGUUUGAUGAACAUAAUCAACAAACUCAUUUCGUUGGACCAGAUGAUCAUACUUGAUGUCGAAGAUUUCAACAAAUUGAUUACGAAGGCCACUCUUUAUGGUAGUAGACUUUUAAAAAAAACGGAUCAAUGCCGUGCAAUUUACAACUCAUCCCAUUUAUGGUGGAUCAAUAAGGAGGAGGAUGCGAUCGCAGAGGGAGAUGAUGACGAGGAAAAGGAAGAUAGCGCAGAACCAGAAGAAACCGGUGAGUCGCAUCUACAAGAAAACGCCAACCAAAUUUCGUUGAAGAAAGACGACAAACGAGUGUUGGAGUGCUUGCAAAAGUCGCUACGGAUCGCCGAUUCGAUCAUGGACAACAACGUGAGUGUCGAGCUUUUCAUUGAAAUUCUCAACCAGUCUAUCUACUAUUUCAUCCACGGCAACGAGAUGAUCAACGUGCGGUACUUGAACGGCUUGAUUGAGUUGAUUGGCAACAACUUCAAGGAGAUCGGCCAAACUAACGGCCAGAUCGAAGGCCCAUAUCUCUCCACGUGGAAGCACUACCAGCGAACGCUGAAGUACAUCAAGGAGCAGCGGGUGGUGGAUGCGAGAUUUCACGAAAUAGCGAUAUAGAACAUGUGUGUAGGCCGACUAUCUCUAUCUGUACAACCCAAUCAGAAGAAACCCUCAACAUAGCGAGGCGGAAAAGAAUUAGCGAGAAAAAAAUGCUGGCUGGGAAAAUUUUUUAUCGCUCUGUGUAUAAAAGAAAGGCCGUUCCUCUUCUUGAGAUGUCGUGAGUCGAAAGGGUC
Pichia membranifaciens NRRL Y-2026 is the source of this 2789-nucleotide messenger RNA. RefSeq lists its product as hypothetical. Gene Ontology annotation, cellular component: retromer complex; retromer, cargo-selective complex; late endosome. NCBI's taxonomy places the organism in Eukaryota, Fungi, Ascomycota, Pichiomycetes, Pichiales, Pichiaceae. Gene Ontology annotation, biological process: intracellular protein transport; retrograde transport, endosome to Golgi. The transcript has a single exon. The record is from RefSeq and is a predicted model, not a curated record. Bases 142 to 2613 code for a protein of 823 amino acids.